Molecule: messenger RNA, 1251 nt
Organism: Penicillium malachiteum
Lineage: Eukaryota; Fungi; Ascomycota; Eurotiomycetes; Eurotiales; Aspergillaceae
Product: putative acid phosphatase
Exons: 3
Coding region: 1-1251 (416 amino acids)
Biological process (GO): phospholipid catabolic process
Molecular function (GO): hydrolase activity, acting on ester bonds
Source: RefSeq, a predicted model, not a curated record
AUGUUCACCAAGCAGACUUUGACCGCCUUUGUUGGCGCAUUGGCUCUGGCUUCGGCCAAGACCAUCUCCACGAGUGACGAGUACCCCAGUGCUGCUGAGGUCGCUAGUGCUCAGGCUUCCGUCCUGCCUUACUCUCCCGUUUCCAACGUUAAGGGUCUGGCUUUCAACCGCUUUGCCCAGAUUUGGAUUGAGAACACUGACUACUCAACCGCUGCUGCUGAUGCCAACUUCGCCAAGUUGGCCAAGGAGGGUAUCCUUCUGACCAACUACUUUGCCUUGACUCACCCCUCGGAGCCCAACUACUGUGCCUCCGCCGCUGGUGACAACUUCGGCAUGGACAAUGACGAUUUCCACCAGCUCCCUGCCAACAUCUCCACCCUGGCCGAUCUCUUCGACACCAAGAAGAUCGCUUGGGGUCAGUACCAGGAGGACAUGCCCUACGCCGGCUACCAGGGUUACCGUUACCCUGAGACUGGCGCCAACGAGUACGUGCGCAAGCACGACCCCUUGAUCCUGUUCGACUCCGUCACCAACGACGCUGUCCGUCCUCGCCAGAUCAAGAACUUCACCACCUUCUACGAGGAUCUUGAGCACGAGCGCAUCCCCCAGUACAUGUUCAUCACCCCUAACAUGACCAACGAUGCUCACGACUCCGACAUCACCGUUGCUGGUGACUUCCUGGCCCGCUUCGUGCCUCCUCUUCUCAAGGACGAGUACUUCAGCAAGGAUACCCUCAUCCUGGUCACCUUCGAUGAGACCGACACCUACGCUGACCCCAACCGCGUCUACAGCUUCCUGGUUGGUGGUGCUGUCCCCGAGCACCUCAAGGGUACCACCGAUGAUACCUUCUACACCCACUACAGCAUCAUCGCUUCCCUCUCCGCUAACUGGGGUCUUCCUUCCCUGGGUCGCUGGGACUGUGGUGCUAACCUGCUCAAGCUCGUCGCUGAGAAGACUGGUUACACUAACUGGGAGGUUGACUAUGACAACCUCUACAUCAACGAGACCUACCCCGGUCCUCUCUCUGAUGGCGAUUACUCUACCUACGAGCCCCUCUGGCCCGUCCCUGCUACCUCUGGUAAAUGCUCUGCUGGUCACGGUAUCGCUGAUAUCGUCAAGUCUACCUGGAAGGGCCAGGAGGCUACCUACAACUACACCAGCCCUGUUCCUUACAACAGCCACAGUGGUACCAACGUUGGUGUUAAGUACUGGCGUACUAUCAACGGCAAGAAGGUUGAGCGCUCCACUUAA